GAGUUGCUGGAAAAGCAGAGGCAUUAGGAUUAGUAAUAUCGUGCUUGCUAAACCUGCAUUGACUUGGUGGGAAACUCAUGUUAAGGCUUUGGCUGCCAGAAAUAGUGGUAACCAAAUUGGUGAUUUGAAUACUGCAGGGGAAUUUCAAGAUAAGGCAGCUGCAGAAAUUGGCAGAAUUGGUGCAGGACUCACAACAGGUGCUGAUAUUAUUCCGGCAGGUACUUGGGAAGAAGAUUGGUCUAUAGCUGGUGGUGAGCCAACAAAUGAUGUACCAGUUGUACCAAAUGCGGUUGGAGGUCUUCCUGCUGUUACAAUUGCCCCUAACAUUACUCUUGGACAAUUUUUCUAUUUGGUUAGAACUGCCUAUACAAUGGUCGAACAUCUAAAACAUAUGGCAGUUUUUGGUCAACUCACACAGAGUAAUAUGACAGUUAAGCAAUUUUCUGCUAGAAUCAAAAAAAUUGGUAAACUCGCUGAAAUGACCCCUAAACAACAAAGAGAACAAUUUAUUUGUGGCUUGAAUCCUAUGAAUCAAUACAAUAUUCGUAUGAUGGCUAAAUUUGAUAAUACACAAGACAAUAUUACAAAAGCUUUAGCUGAGGCAGAAAAAUUCACAUUAUCUCAAGCAAGUGCACCAUCUUCUUUUUCAAUUUUUCCAGCGGCCAACCCUUAUAUAGAUACUAACAAAUCGGGAAUGACUAAAGAACAAAUUGAAAAUCUGGUAAAAAAUAUUAUGGUGUCUACACAAUCUCAGCAAAUACAAGUUCAACAAUCUCAGCAAAUGCAAUCUAAUUCUGAUAAUUAUCCUAGAGUGCCGGAUAAAUAUAUGCCAGAAAGGCCUCCAGAUGGGUAUGGCAUAAAUUCUGAAAGAUUUAUUCAUGCUGAUAUCAUGAAUCCAAUUUCUUCAACCAGUCAAAUUAUGGAAUCUCUAGCCAAUGAUCUUUAUAAAAAAUUGUCAGAUAUGUUUUUGGCAAAGUCGAUAUAA
Acaulospora morrowiae is the source of this 985-nucleotide messenger RNA. NCBI's taxonomy places the organism in Eukaryota, Fungi, Glomeromycota, Glomeromycetes, Diversisporales, Acaulosporaceae. The record is from the annotation of a GenBank genome assembly.